Molecule: messenger RNA, 867 nt
Organism: Endocarpon pusillum Z07020
Lineage: Eukaryota; Fungi; Ascomycota; Eurotiomycetes; Verrucariales; Verrucariaceae
Exons: 1
Coding region: 1-867 (288 amino acids)
Source: RefSeq, a predicted model, not a curated record
AUGUCUGUAUCCAGCCAGCAAUUCAACUUGCACCCACCACCCACAUCUGUAUCUUGCUUAGAUGCACUGCUGUCAACAGCGGAUACACCUUCUUCGGAUUUCGAUCAAGACAAGAACCACAAUCUCAUGCUUUUCCUCGCAAACGGCAAUCUACCAGAACAAGAAGACGAAUACACACGAGCUCCACAGCCUCCCCAACCCACGUCGGGCGACCCAUCCAUCCUCUUCGCACCACCCCCUCACCCUCACCGCCCACCAAUCAACGCCGCCUACCGCCAUCCACUCGAAGCAUCAGCAGCUCUCCAAGCCCUUCGCACCGCCGAGAGAGAAGCCACCUACGCCUGUGCUCUUCAAGGUCUCCCCACCACCCGCGGCCGAAGCCCAACAAGAACCCACUCCCCAACCUUUCCUUACAACGAAUACCCCGCGGAUCUCUGUCCAACCUUCCCCGACCACUGUUACGCCUCCUUUUCCGCUGAUUUCAACCCAAGCUUCCCCUACCACUGCUACGCCUCCUUCACCGCCAUUGAGCGCGCCGAAAACAAGCAACCAGAGGAGAAGGACGAGGAAGUCUACGUCAUCCCCGCCUCUCAAGCCCUGUUCGCCACCGAUUCAGAAGCACAGACGCGAUGCGGGAAAUGCCUGUUCCCCCUCCACUGGGGAGACGUCUUGCCGAGCCGGUGUCAGCAGCGCGAAUGUCGAGCGGUGAAUCUGGGGCCGGAUUGGGCUGCUAAUGAGCGGUUCAGGCAGGCCAUGGGGCUUGCGGGUUGGGGAGGAUGGGAUGAGGAUGAGGAUGAGGAUGAAGACGGGGCGGGAAGGUGGGAGGGCAGAGGGGUGGGAGGGUUGGGUGGAUUGGGAUCUGUGUAG